AUGGCGCUGGAGGAUGUCUUAGAGUAUCGCUUUGGCAAAGGUGUCAUAGGCCAGGAUAGCCCGUCUGGCUAUAGCACGGGACCUUUACAGAUCCUGGACGGCAAAUGGGCUUCGGGCUGGUUCUGUUUGCAGAAUGGGCAACUGGAGCAAUAUUCCAUGGACGAGCAUGGGCAGAAGCAAGACGUCUUGAAGGUCUUUGACCUCUCAGAUUCCAAUGAGUUUGAGUUCGAUGCAGAGACGUUUUCCAAGAUCUCCUUGCAGUGUGGCAAUGAGCGGGUCAGGCUGCGAGGGCAACCGGAGCAGAUGCGCCGUUGGUAUGAGAGGAUGCGAGCGUUGGUGCCUAAGGAGGUUCAAGCGUCCCAAACCUUCGAACCUCCAGCGCGUCCACCUCCGGUGAGCACCGUCUCCAUCUCCGACCCGACGCCGACACCUGCGGUCUCCACAGCCAGCAAGGAACCCGACUCGCCGCGGCGGAGCCGAAUGAACUCCAGGGCGAGUUUCUUCAACAAGCCAUUGGAGCACCUGAAGUCCAACGAGCGUUUAGAUCCGUCGGUGGCUACAAGCAUGUCGAAGCCAACGCAAAUGCUGUUGGCCAUUUACUACCAGUUGGACAACAGCAAACUACGCACCACCGAUUUGAUGCGGCGCGUGGAUACUUCAGGAGAUGGUGAGAUAUCAAGGAGUGAACUGCGCAAGGGUUUAGUGGAUGUCUUGGGGUACACUUGUUCCAACGACGACUUCAAAGAGUUGAUGAGGGUGUUAGAUGCUGAUGGCAGCGAUUCCAUCACGUUGAAGGAGAUGGAUCGAGCACUAAAGCGAGCCGCGAAGGGCGAGGAUCUGAUGGUGGAAACCGCCUCUGAAGCAAUCCUUCACGACGCCAUGAUUCAAGUGGACACGGUGAUGGGCAUCUCCAUCACUGCAGACACGGGGGAUUCCAUCUAUGUUGCGCGCGCCAAGUGGAAGGACGAUGAGAAGGGCAAAUGCCCCAAGACGGAGGCGCGGCCGGGCCGCAUCAGCGGCCCUGCCACCGAAGACUGUGCCAUCAGGCAACAGCUGAAACUCGUGGCCAAGAAGAACAGCCCAGAGCUCGCCAUUUUGAGCGUGUGUCGUAGGGAGCCGGAUGGUCAGGAGGAGAUGAUCGGUCAAUGCAUGAUGAACGUGCAGAGCGAAGAGCACCACGAUGUGCAUUGGCUGAAGCUUCUAGAUGCUAGGGGCCUCCAGACGGGCGCACAAGUUCGAUUGCGGGUGAAACUCAAGGUGCAAAAGCCGCACUUGAACAAGUCAGCGACCUUGUCGCGAAUGGACUCACAACAGUCCUUAUCCCCCAGAUCUCCCAGAGUGGCUGAGAAGCCCCAGGACCCAGAAGAGACACAGCGGAGGUUUGAGAAGAUGCACCAGUUGCAUGACGAAAGGCUAAAGAAAAUGGAGGAGAAACGGAAGGCUAUGGAAGCUGCGCACCUCCAACAGCUCCAAGACGAGGCUCAAAAGUUGAAGAGCAAACGCGUGAAAUCCGCAGACCUUUGCCCGCGAGCGGCGGCGGAUCGCCUAUAUAGGGACAGCAAGGCACGGAUGCGACGGAGGCGUGAACAUCAAUACAAUCACUAUCAGGAAGAAGAGGACAACCUUCGCAAGCUGAAAGAGGAAAACCGGCAGUUCUGGAGCCGCUCCCUGAACAACGUGCAACUAGUGAACUCAGAGAGUGCGGGGAAUCGCUUGCACGACAACGCCAUCAACAAACAGCAACAGAUGCAACAGAAGAUCCGAGAAAAGAACGAGGCAGAGGUCAAGGAAGCCAAAGAGAAAGCCUCCCGAACUGUGAAGCGAGCGAGCAGUCUUGGUGCGAUCAUGCCUGAGAGGAUGUACCUGCAGGCCCAAGAACAUCGGAAGAUGAAGGAGGAGGAGAGACAGAAGAUGGAAGCGGAAGAGGUGAGGAAGUUUCAUGAACAGGUCGUAGGCCAAGGUCGCAACGUCAAUCCACGAAAGUUUGAGGAGCUACACCUCGAACAUCAGAGCCGUGAAAUAAAGAGGGCCUUACUUCGAGAUGAAGCCAGGAAAAGAGAGGAUGAUCGCAUCAACAAUGAGAUCGAGCAGGGUCGCCAGAGAGCCAGGCUCAACAAGGACAAGAACCGCAAGCUGAGCCCCAAGACCAAAGUGCCCUGGCAUGAGCGCCUCACGCAACAGAAGCAGAAGGCGGAGGAUCCUUCGGCCAAGGGCCCCACCAUGCCCAAAGCGGUGCAACGCUCGACGGCGGCAGAUUUCACGGUGGUCACCUGA
Cladocopium goreaui is the source of this 2274-nucleotide messenger RNA. The record is from the annotation of a GenBank genome assembly. NCBI's taxonomy places the organism in Eukaryota, Dinophyceae, Suessiales, Symbiodiniaceae.